This is a messenger RNA of Quercus robur (English oak), 818 nucleotides long. RefSeq names its product mitochondrial import inner membrane translocase subunit TIM14-1-like. The record is from RefSeq and is a predicted model, not a curated record. Lineage: Eukaryota; Viridiplantae; Streptophyta; Magnoliopsida; Fagales; Fagaceae. The transcript has 3 exons. Gene Ontology annotation, cellular component: PAM complex, Tim23 associated import motor. Gene Ontology annotation, molecular function: ATPase activator activity. Gene Ontology annotation, biological process: protein import into mitochondrial matrix. The coding region runs from base 198 to 536 and encodes 112 amino acids.
UAUCUAUAAAAGUAUAUAGUACGAAGAAUUGGCCAAUUUUGUGGGCGGUGCUUUACUUUAGUUUCUGGAAUCUCUGAGAAGUCACAAAACCAAAAACCCUAUAAAGCAAGUGCUCACAUUUUAACAUAAUAAUAACAAUCAAAUCACCCUGCGAUUCUUCAUUUCUGCUUCUCACUCUUUUUCACAUCACACCAAAAAUGGCUGUUCCAUUUGUAGCUGGACUUGCAGUUGCAGCUGCUGCUUAUGCUGGUAGGUAUGGAAUUGUAGCUUGGCAGGCAUUCAAGGCAAGGCCACCAAGACCUAAAUUUCGCAAAUUUUAUGAUGGUGGUUUUCAGUCUACUAUGACUAGGAGGGAAGCAGCUCUAAUUCUUGGAGUCAGGGAAGGUACUCCACUAGACAAGGUUAAGGAAGCACAUAGGAGGGUAAUGGUAGCAAAUCACCCAGAUGCUGGUGGUAGCCAUUAUCUUGCGUCUAAAAUUAAUGAAGCAAAAGAUAUGAUGCUUGGAAAAAUCAAGAGUGGUGGCUCGGCAUUUUGAUGGCACAACCCCUUUCCAUAUAUACAAGGCAAUUCUUAAAAAGUUCUGGUGAGUUUUAAGAGUCGUACAUGCUCCAAUUAGACAGUGUUACAUGUUUUUGCAGAUGACCCUCUUGGUUCUAUGGUAUUCAUGCAAGACAUAUAGAGUACAAAAAUCAGAAUAUUGAGGAUCUUUUCUUAGUUGAUUCUUGAUAGCCCUCUAGUUGCGCACAAUUUGAAAAAAUUGUAAUACAUUUUGUUAUAUGAAUCCGGCGAUUACAAGGGAAAUGCUAUUUGCAAUUCA